This is a messenger RNA of Fusarium tjaetaba, 6327 nucleotides long. Its product is annotated as heterokaryon incompatibility het-6. The record is from RefSeq and is a predicted model, not a curated record. Gene Ontology annotation, molecular function: protein kinase activity; ATP binding; DNA binding. NCBI's taxonomy places the organism in Eukaryota, Fungi, Ascomycota, Sordariomycetes, Hypocreales, Nectriaceae. The coding region runs from base 1 to 6327 and encodes 2108 amino acids. The transcript is spliced from 13 exons. Gene Ontology annotation, biological process: DNA-templated transcription; protein phosphorylation.
AUGCCUGCUACACAGAAUGCUCAAUUUCGGAUCAUUAAGAAAUGUGCUAAAGCUCUUGCUGUGGCUAAUUCUUGGGAUAGCUACCUCCGUGCCUUGGAGAGACGACAAGAUGGACUUCCAUCGCCAGGAUCGUUUGGUAAUGGAAGUAGGCCACGUCCAAGGCACUCUUCUGUCUCUGACUAUGGUAUUUCCGGUGUAGUCACACGAGACGCAUCCAUGGCUGCGGAUGGAGACCUUACUCUUGGAACACCCCAAGAUCAUGACGAGAACGACGAAACAAACGAGGCUGCCUCUCUAUCAACUAAUGACGUCCUCGAACCGGCCUUCCGACAAAACCCCCUCGUCGACAAUGACUACGUCUUCGGCCAAGCUAUGGGUAGAUACUGGUACAUGGGUCCUGCAUCAUCAUGGGCCUUCUGCAGAAGAGUUCUAGCCCUAGUAGGCAAACAUCUCCCCGAAACAAACAACGAGCCUUUACCCUGGCAUCUUGACGGAGUAGCCUUCCGACUACAGUGGAGACCUCUUAUGCCAGAUGAGCCACCGGAUAUCUCCAACUUACCGCCGUCGGACUAUGCAUACUUCCUCAUUCAAACUGCGAGGUUUUAUCUUGGUCCUUUGGCGAGUUUGAUAGACGAGGCUGAGUUUCUUCUGCAUUUUAAAGAGCUUUAUCAAGAUGCUUCUGCGAAAGCGGCAUCGUGUAAGCUGUGGUAUGCGCAGUAUUUACUCAUGAUCGCUUUCGGUAAAGCUUUUUUGGGUGGGAAGAGUACUGAUGGGAGUCCACAGGGAUAUCAAUACGCUGCUAGAGCGAUGCCUCUAAUGCCAGAGUUGGCCGGCAUUGCUCUUGAUCCUGUUCUUUCUGCACAAGCACUAACCCUAGCAGCUAUCUACUUUCAGUCCAUUGACAUGAGAGUGGCAGCAUAUCAACACAUCGGACAAGCUCUCCGUAUAUGUGUUCUUUCCGGGUUUCACAGACAUAUGCCGGAAGAAGCUGUCGGGGCGCAACACUCCAAGCGAUGCCACAUAAUAUUCUGGGUGGUUUAUAUGCUAGACCAAGAGUUUGCUGCAUUGAUUGGCGCAACGAGUGCCAUACGAGACGAGGAUAUCACCAAUAAGCUACCCUCUCAGGCGGACAGCUCGUUGAGCUCACUCAGUCUGACCCUUCAUGUUCAGCUUGCUCGUUUAAUAGCCAGACUACUAGGAACGGUAUACGGCGUUGGGAAAGAUUACGAUGGCACCCUCUUUAGCAAUACGCAGUCUAUCCUACGAAACUUGGCUGAACUAAAUCGUGAUCUGAACAACAUCAUCAACAACCAUUUCCGAGACUCAAUCAGUAAAGCGUCACGAAUUGCAACGAGACUUCUGCUCCAAUAUCACCACUGCGUCGUUCUCACAACGAGGCCGCAGAUAAUGUGCGCUUUGCAUAUGCACAUCGAGCAGUCAAAGACACAACUCAUGACCCACGGUUUAUCGCUGUCUCCGCCGGUUGCAUCGCUUAUACAGUCAUGCGUUAGCUCAGCGCAGGCAAUUUUGAAGACGCUUCGUGCCUUGGCAGAUGAGGAUCUAAUUGAGGCAUUUUUGCCUUUCCAGAUUGAGUAUGCCUCAUCGUCAGCGUUUCUCCUCCAUCUCAUCCCUAUAAUCUGCCCAUCUCUUCUUUCAGAUGAUUCAUGGCGUGAUGAUGCUCGCUACGUUUUUGACACUCUGAUUUCGAAAGGUAGUCUGAUUGCCCCUUUGCGUAAAGUAGAACUCGAACAGUUGGAGCAAAAGUUAUCUGCUUUGACGCCGACUAGUAAUAUCGCAACACCGGAAGCACCAAACCAGGCAGAAGAUCAUGUCAACGUCCACGAAGAGGAGACUAGGGAACCAGAGUUACACGAACAUGUCUCGGAUGAGACAGGAUGGGACCUCUUUGCGGCUAAUGCCAUGGCAGGGUUGACGCCGGGAGAGUUGCUAGAUCUGGCAGAACAGCUCGAUGUGGAUAGUUUUCUAUAUCAGCCCGAGAUAGGCGAAGGUCGCCCAUAUGACGUCCCUCCACCGCGUCCGCCAAAUCAGCUCUAUGGCGUAAUUCCAGAGGCAAGCUACAAUAAUCAAUUUAUGCCAUAUCCCUACGAUUACAAUGUCAUACCACCGCUAUCUCCACCUACCCCAAAAGCAGCCCUUAGCCCGAGCCCCAAGCUACUCCAGAACCAACAGGCUGCAUCUUCGUUUAGCGAGCUGUCUUAUCAGUACAGACCAAUUGAAGAUGCAUCCAUCAGACUUGUUAGAAUACUGCCGGAGAGGAAGACGAUGAUCAAGUGCGAGAUUAUCCAUGUUUCGCUGGAACAGCCUCCUCCUUAUAUGGCUAUCUCGUACACUUGGGGUGAUACGGGAGAUACCCGAAAAAUUGAGAUUGAAGGAUGUUCGAUCCCGAUAGCUGUCAGCCUCCACGGCGCACUGCAAGCACUUCGAAAAAAACACUCAUCCGUGCUGGUAUGGGCAGAUGCUCUGUGCAUCAACCAAAAAGACCGCGAUGAGCGGAGUCAGCAGGUUCAACUUAUGCCGUUCAUCUACUCCAAUGCGGAUAGCGUCGCAAUCUGGCUCGGUCCGGAAGAGAACGACAGCAUAAGAGCCGUUAGUUUGCUCGACACCAUCGCAACUACAGGUGAACCCUUUGGUUCCAGCAAUGUCUCCAAUAUCUUAGCAGCUGGCGCUGAAAACGGUGACCUUUUGGCGGUGGUGUCACUCUUUGGGAGAGAAUAUUGGAGACGAUUAUGGGUCGUUCAAGAAGUCUUUAAUGCGAAACGAAUAAUGGUUUACUGUGGCUCGACGCGCCUUGAGUGGAAGAAAUACCAGAGCGCUUCAGUAGUAUUCAGCCAGCGCCGUGGGGAACUCAUAUUCAAUAACAAAGACCAGCUCAAGAGGCGACUAGCAACUUCACCUGACCAGUUCAGCUACGUUCAGACGCUCAUUUACCAAGGGCCAGCUAGUCUACCAGACCUCAAAUUCCACAUGUCGGAUGGAGAAGAGGCUCUUCUGCAGGUGCUGCGAACUUGUCGCAGAAAGCUUGCGUCUGACCCUAGAGAUAAGCUUUACGGAAUACUUGGUGUCUUACCAGCCAGUAUUCGAGAAGAGUUCCGCGCGGACUACAAUCUCUCCGUGAAGGAUGUGUACACUGAGAUUGUCGACUUUCUCCUCAAGACAACUGAGAAGCUGGACAUCAUCUGCGAAGCUAUCCACUUCCCUGUUCAUACCAGCACCGCCAACCUUCCAACGUUCGUUCCGGACUGGUCACACGUUCCGCAAACAUCAGCAAUGGGCUUCAAAUACAAUUUUGCAGCUUCAGGUUCUAGCAAAGCUAUUUGUAGGUUCCGUGACGAACGCCUCAGCAAACUGGAAAUUUCGUGUCUUGAGAUCGACGUUGUACAGAGCAAAGGCGUUGUUGUUGGAACGCUUUGCAACUUGGGAGAUUAUCUCAUGGCAUUCCUACACUGGAGAGCACUACUUCUUCAGGCCGUCGAGGGUCGCACUGAGCAAGAAAUACAAAUGGCGGAAGAAUGCUUUGCAGCGACGAUAUGCCUUGGCCAGAUCCCGUCGGAAUAUGACCGAGGCCGAUGGCAGGCAGAAAUCUACCAUGUGUUUGCGAACCUCUUCCGCGACCGUCUGCCAUACAUCAGACUCGAUGACAGACUAGCUUACUACUUGAAAACUCCAUCCGAGGGAAAGGCUGAAAUGAGACGGCACUUUUUACAGAUUCAUUUUGGAGAUCAUCCCGCAUUUGUCCUUUCAGUGCACCGUAGUCUCUUUGUCUCUGUCUCUGAGCUUUUCGACAACAGCCUAACCCCUGGUCACCAAAAUGGAGUAAUCAUGGGCUCUAUCUUGACUUCUACACAAGGCGCGACAGACUCCGAACUGAUAUUGAGUGACGCGAUUUGGAGGGAAAGGGUUCCGCACAUUAACGGAGAGAACUACUUCUUCUGGCCGUAUCCGGUCCUGAAAAGGCUGAUAACGCGGGAUACAAUCAUCCGACAACUCCAAUCCAUCAAGAUAGGACUGGAGGAUGCGGAGGCAUGCAGCGAUCUAAUCGUGGGCACCGAUAAACCCCCUUUUCUUCGAGUCUUUGCAAUACUGGUUCUUGUUGAGAGACCCGGCGAUAUCCAGGCUUUCAUAGAUGCAGAUUUGCAUGACGAAAGAUUUCCUCUGGUACAAGGAUCGGAGUAUCAUCUUACUGCCCAGAUCUGCAUGGCAAACCUGGGAUGGUCUCAUAUGCAGAGAGACUAUUUCAACAUUAACCAACUGCGAAUGUCGCCGGGGUUCUUUGCGCUAAGUGAGAACUACGAAGCUCAGCACUAUGAUAUGCCCAAAGCACAGAUGCUGCCUUGGGUGUUAUGCAGAGACAGCUAUGGAGUCCACGAAGAGACAUUGUCAGGGGGGUGCGGGCAGGUCGUCAAGUACAAGAUUGAUCCCAAUUCACAUGGGUUUACCCCGUUACUGGAGACGCAUGGCUUUUAUGUUAGCUUCGUUGCCGUCAAGUCUUUGAAAAGCACCAGUCGGGAGAAAGACAGGUCGAGCAAAGAGUUGGAAAUGCUCAAACGAUUCAGUGGUCUAAGCCACCCGAAUAUCAUCACGCUUUUGGCAACAUACACUCUCCAAAGCCGAUUUCACUUCGUCUUUCCAGCCGCCGAAUACGAUCUUCUCAUCUAUUGGAAAAUCCAUCCUGGACCACUCGUGAAUCCCUCUUCUGCCAACAGCGAAGGUCUCCUAUGGCUGUCGGAACAAAUCCGAAAUGUCAUUGGGGCCCUUGCACAUAUCCAUGAAGGCACAAAAGCCCAUAUGGAUACGGAGACAAUGUUCGGCAGACAUGGGGACAUAAAACCUGCCAACAUUCUUUGGUUCAGAUCGCGGAAAGAGAGGCGUGGUGUUUUUGUGAUAUCAGAUUUAGGUAUUGCGGAUGCUCACCGGGAAGAUACCAGAUCUAUUAUUCCUGCAGCCGAUUUGCCUGUCACGCCCAGAUAUCGAGCACCCGAGUGCGAUAUCCGUGAUGGCCGGAUAUCCAGGGCAUAUGAUGUCUGGAGUCUAGGCUGUCUAUUACUCGAAAUGACUUGUUGGAUCCUUGGGGGAAAUGACCUGAGGGAACGAUUCAAAGACAUCCUGGUCUCACCUUAUAUAACUGGGGUCAAGACCGACAUAUACUUCGAUAUUCACUGGCUCGGCCCUGGAGAGGGCUACAGGCUUGGGGUAAAAGAUCAAAUCAUCAAGUAUUUCGUGCCUUUGGCCAUGGCCUUGUCAGGUGCUGAGACCCUCACUAUUAACUCUGAUUCUUGCUUGCGGGUCAGGAAGUAUGUUACAGCAAUCAGCACACAGCUUGUCACCGCCACAAGGACCAACUCUGUUGUACAGAGUGUUAUAGUUGAUAUCACUACAACUGUGAAAAUGGAUGGUACCAAGACAGUUACUCAGCAGACUAUAAAGACAAUCACGACGACUGCCCAGAAUGUCAAUCCACCAUCCAAGAAGCGAGCAGUCAAUGCCCCUGUCAUCCCUUCUUAUGCCAGCAUCGCGUGCAGCAACUCGGUCAAGUACUCCUCCGCAUGUUCUCGUGUCGGUGUAACCAGCAAAACCAUUACUCUUCCCCGAACGACGAUCGUUUCAGUCAUCUCAAAGGUUAUCAUUCCACGGAGAACCACCAUCAAGACUGCUAUCGCAACUGCCUAUGCUACCAAGACGGUCAAGACAGAGGUUGUGCAGGAGACCUAUUCCACUGAGAAGAUCAGUAAAGUUGUUGGAACAGAAGUAAAGGAUAACAUCAUUGCCACCGAGACCAAGACCGAGAUCAGUACGAAAACCGAGGCGGCUGAUCCACUGCAGACGAUUUCCCUCAUCGCACACGACAGCGGUGAUCCUGACCUCGCCUCCCUCGGCGGUGUUGGUUUCGUCCAUCUAGAGAACCAAAUCGGCACAGGAAAAUACUUCCUCGACUUCACAGCCGACGUUGACUCCGACCUAACCUUCACACUCAACCAACGCACAGGAGAAGUUAAAGUCGUCAACGGACCUGCAAGUUCGAUCGGAAAAGCUGCCUACUCCAACGUCAACGGAAACUCGGACAACUACGUACGCUUCAUGUCAACCGAGGAAGCGACAGCGAAUGCGGCCAACUCUUUGGCCCGCAAGAUCAUCCCAGCGACUUCGUACCCCCUGGGCCUUCAGUGCUUGUGGGGGACUAAUCAGAUUGCUGAUUUUUGGACGUGCUCUUCACGACUGGGGCUUGUUCAGCCGGGAGUGGAUUUCACGAGUCAGUGUACGGGUGCUUCUACCUCUUAUAACAUUGACAUAGAGGUCCGCUUGGCUUAG